Messenger RNA from Leptomonas pyrrhocoris, 597 nucleotides. RefSeq lists its product as hypothetical. NCBI's taxonomy places the organism in Eukaryota, Euglenozoa, Kinetoplastea, Trypanosomatida, Trypanosomatidae. The transcript has a single exon. Bases 94 to 597 code for a protein of 167 amino acids. The record is from RefSeq and is a predicted model, not a curated record.
GUAACGCGAGUAGUUAGUAUUACUUUGCUGUUGUCUCCGGCACUUCUUUUCUUUUCUUAAGCCCUCCCCCGCGCUUCUAUUCCCCCCGACAGGAUGAAGGUAGAGCUGACCAUGCAGUACUUGGACGAGUGGAUGCUCCGCUGGCGCAAGUUCCAAACGGAGAGCGACUGGGAGAUUGAGAAGAACCGCCAGUGGUGGCGCCGCACGAACAUCGUGGUGUCCGCCGCAGUCAUGGGCGCUCUCACGAUGUACACCGCCGGUACGGCCACCAUUCGCCGCCAGUUCGGCCCCCCUCACUUCUUCGACAUCGGCAUCGAUGUGCGUAUCAAGGAAAGCGUGACGCAGUUCAUGACGUCGCGCUGGCGCUACACCCCGCAGGGCUACGGCCGUCUUUUGGUAGUUGGCGCGCCCACCUUUAUCGUCUUUGCCACGGCCGAGCACAUUCAGGAACGCCGUCGCCUGCGCGCCUACGUGCUUCAGAACACCGUCUUUGGCGAGCAGGCCCGCCGCUUGGUGGAGACCGGCAAGAUCGAGGAGUACCUCCCGGUCAACAUUAAGGCCACGCUGCCGCAGAACCAGAGGCAGCUGUACGCGUAA